Molecule: messenger RNA, 1371 nt
Organism: Mesorhabditis belari
Lineage: Eukaryota; Metazoa; Nematoda; Chromadorea; Rhabditida; Rhabditidae
Source: the annotation of a GenBank genome assembly
AUGGAAAGCGAUAGUUUCUCAAAGAGACGAGAACUUUUCGCGAAUGAAGAUUUCGAGAAAACGAUACAAAAUAUCAUUUGCAGUCCAAGAAAAGGAAAACAUUAUCCGCCAGACGAUAUUAGUGUCUAUGAUGUGACUGAGAAGCAGAAGAGCUAUUAUAGAAAAUGUUUUCUGCAUUUGAUGAAGCAAACACAGAAUUCCUCUUCUUUGAGCGGAGCGCUGCAUGGAAGCGACGCGAAAAUUGUGGACUUUUUUCGGAAAUCCGGUCUGAAUGAUGAAGAGCUUUCAAGAAUUUGGUCCCUUUCUGACGUGAAUGAAGACGGUUGGUUAGAUCUGGCCGAGUUCUGCACGGCGAUGCACCUCAUUGUGCUCAGGGUCAAGGGUGAGCUCCCGAUUCCACCCGUACUCCCGCCUGUGCUCAAACCGCCAAUGACCGCUCCGCGAACGCAAUCACAAAUCUCAUCCGAAAGCUCUCGUCCAUCCGCUGAAUCACAAUUGACUGGCACGACGGUGAAACCAGUGGAGAAUCUAUUCGAAGAGAAAACAGAAGUGGUUAAUGGACGAAUGCCGGUCACGUCAAGAUCUGAGGAACAGAUUCACAAAGACAAAGAACCAACUCUCGCCAAAUUCUCAGAUGUGCCUCCAUUGUUGGUCGAUGGAAGACCGACAGCGAUCAAGCCUUUACCCAUCAAUUCACUUCCAGAAGCUGUACUUUCACUGAAGAGUCCACAAGGUCCCCCGCCAGUUCCACCACCUCGUCCGACUCGCGGUCAUAUGCGAAGUGCGAGUCUUGAUCUGAAACAACUCGCCAUUCAACAACAGCAGACAACUAAUGGUCUAGCUGAUCCAUUUCGUGGUCCAGCCUCGGCUCGUCACAUGUCAAUCCCAUCAAAUGGAACAAUUGCACCACCAGUGCCUUUGAGAUCUGAUGUUUUUGCCGUUCUCCCACCACCGAAAUCUCUCGAUUCACCAGUCUUCAAAACACCCAGCCUUCCGCCUGAACACUUCAAUUUUUCUAGCAAACCUAGUCCCCCUUCUAAAGAGUUGAAAGAGGCUGUGACACAAACGGAAAAUGAAUGGAUCGACCCAAAUACUGUCGAGAAAUUCAUUAACAAUUUCGGCUCACAAAUCCAAGGGUUGAUGGUCGACGAGGAGAUGGCUGAAACGGGUGAAGGACCAUUGGUGAAUCGGUGGACAAAUCGGGUACAAGGUCUUCGCAAGCAAAACGCGGAUUUGGAGCGAGAGCGGGCUCGUUUGGCUCAGAUUCGUAUGCAACUCGAGCUUCGACUUCAAGAGGUGUCAAACUUGCCGGGUACUUCAUCGGCAAAGACGGCGUUAACAGCUGCACUCUCGUCGAAACCGACUCAACUU